AUGAAAGCAUCUGGUUCUCCUUGCCCUCUCGAUCAGCUCUCAAUAAUAUGUUUUAAACGCUGUCCUUACCUAAGAACUUAUCUCACCGAACUUAUACGGGCUGUCUGGUUAUCUGGUACCAUCCCUUCUGAAUGGAAAAGAGCUUGUACCAUUCUUAUUCACAAAAAAGGCGAAGCUAACGAUCCCUCCAAUUUCCGACCCAUUACACUUGAAUCAAUUCCUUUGAAAGUAUUUACAUCCUGUCUCAGUAAUUCACUGUAUUCCUUCCUCGCUGCAAAUAAUUAUAUCGAACAUAACAUACAAAAGGGCUUCACACCAAAUCUUUCAGGUACUAUGGAGCACACUGCUCAAAUGGCGAAUAUUAUAAACAAAGCACGGAUUAAACAGCGCUCUCUUGUCAUCACUCUCCUUGACCUUAAGAAUGCUUUUGGUGAAGUUCAUCACAACUUAAUUCAAUCUAUACUUGAAUAUCAUCAUAUUCCUGACCACAUCAAAAAUGUUAUCAAAAGUUUAUAUGCUGAUUUUAAAACUUCCGUGAUAACUUCUGAAUUCCGCAUUCCGUUCAAAACUGUUGGCCGUGGUGUGCUACAAGGUGGUUGUCUUAGCCCUCUGCUGUUCAACAUUUGCUUUAAUACUUUCAUUCAGCACAUAAAAGCUGA
Molecule: messenger RNA, 659 nt
Organism: Paramuricea clavata
Lineage: Eukaryota; Metazoa; Cnidaria; Anthozoa; Malacalcyonacea; Plexauridae
Source: the annotation of a GenBank genome assembly